AUGGAGAGAUACCUGGUACCGAAGCCCUCGGAUUCGGAUGCGAGAUCACCGUCGCACAGUCCAGAGUUAAAUGAGCGGGGUCUAAAGGAGGGAAUCUCUACCGAUGCAGAUGUUCCCGAAACAGUCCUCCAAAGAGUAGAUACUUUACCGAAUGAAGAUACAGGAUCAAGUCCACGAGCACAUCAAAGACGACCGAGCGAUGCCUUGCCCGACGUGACGGAAACUGUUCCAGAUGGCCCAGAUGCACCGUCACCGUUGCAAGAUAGCCUCCCGCAACAGAGUCAUGAUAAGCAGGAAACACCUGUGGCCGGCGACGAUAGCGCAAACCAGGCGGCUACAGAUGACUUUGAUGAUUUUGCGGAGGAACAAGACAUGGGGGAAGAUGACUUCGGUGAUUUUGACGAUUUCGAUGAUGGUUUCCAAGAGCCCAGUACAGAGGUUUCUGAUGAGGAACCCGUGGUACAAACACCUCAACUUCAUACACUACCUACAGUUCCACCCCUUGUGGAUUUUGAUUCUUGUCAAUCACUUCCCGAUGUGUUUGCUGCCCUUGACGAACCUCUUGACCGUCUCUUUCCCGCUUCCAAUGAGGUUUCAUCACUCCCUCCCAUAGAACCACUCCGAAACAACUCAGCUAUCUUCAACACUGAACGCUCUUUGUCAUUGUGGUCUCAGCUUGUUGCGCCUCCACCACUACAGCCCCAGAAUUGGGUAAAAUCUCGGAUCCGUCGUCUCUUCCUAGUCUCGCUAGGAGUACCUGUCGAUCUCGACGAGAUCUUGCCAGCUUCGAAACAAAAGAAGCUUGUUUUGCCAUCAAUCAACCCCGGUGGCCCCGACGCCACUUCGGGGACUCAUUCCCGCUCGGGAAGCCAAGUCAGGAAAGAUGACGUUCAGAGUGGUGCCAACAGUCCGUCGACGUCUGGCCCACCUCGGAAUAGAGCUUCAUGGCGACGCGAACCGUCUCCACCGCCCCAAUUAGACCUCCCAGCCGUCCGGCGCCUAUGCUCCACGACAGACGCAGCCCUAGAUGGACUCACGGAUGGCGAAUUACAAGGCCACGUGAAGGAGCUGGAAAAUGUUACGCUCCGUGCUAGCUCUGUCCUCGAAUACUGGCUGAAACGACGAGACGGCCUAGUAAGUGAGAAAGAAGCGUUCGAGGGCGUGAUUGAGAACCUUGUCAAUCACGCCAGGCGUGUGAGAAAAUAA
This is a messenger RNA of Aspergillus oryzae RIB40, 1206 nucleotides long. RefSeq names its product DUF5102 domain-containing protein. The coding region runs from base 1 to 1206 and encodes 401 amino acids. The transcript has 4 exons. The record is from RefSeq and is a predicted model, not a curated record. Lineage: Eukaryota; Fungi; Ascomycota; Eurotiomycetes; Eurotiales; Aspergillaceae.